Molecule: messenger RNA, 2416 nt
Organism: Oryza brachyantha (malo sina)
Lineage: Eukaryota; Viridiplantae; Streptophyta; Magnoliopsida; Poales; Poaceae
Product: AP2-like ethylene-responsive transcription factor PLT2
Exons: 9
Coding region: 1-2106 (701 amino acids)
Biological process (GO): regulation of DNA-templated transcription
Molecular function (GO): DNA-binding transcription factor activity; DNA binding
Source: RefSeq, a predicted model, not a curated record
AUGGCUUCUGCAAACAACUGGCUCGGCUUCUCGCUCUCCGGCCAAGAAACUUCUCAGCCUCAUCAGGAUAGCUCCCCUUCGGCCGCCAUCGACAUCUCCGGCGCCAGCGACUUCUACGGCUUGCCGACGCAGCCGGCGGCCGACACGCACCUCGGCGUGCAAGGGCAUCAUCAUCACAACGCCUCGUAUGGCAUAAUGGAGGCCUUCAAUAGGGGAGCUCAAGAGACGCAAGAUUGGAACAUGAGAGGGUUGGACUACAACGGCGGCGCAUCUGAGCUCUCGAUGCUCGUCGGCUCCAGCGGCGGGAAGAGGGCGGUGGAGGAGAGCGAGCCGAAGCUGGAGGAUUUCCUCGGCGGCAACUCGUUCGUCUCCGAGCAAGAUCAGGCCGGGGGCUUCCUGUUCUCCGGUGUCCCGAUGGCCAGCAGCACCAACAGCAACAGCGGGAGCAACACCAUGGAGCUCUCCAUGAUCAAGACCUGGCUCCGGAACAACGGGCAGGUGCCCGCCGGCCAGCACCCGCCGGCGCCGGCGGCCGCGGCGCAGCAGCAGCAGCAGGCGCAGGCGGCGGCACACGAGGCGGCGGAGAUGAGCACCGACGCGAGCGCGAGCAGCUUCGGCUGCUCCUCCGACGCGAUGGGGAGGAACGGGAACGGCACGGUUUCGGCGGCGGCGGCGGGCGGCAGCUCGCACUCGCAGAACCUUGCGCUCUCGAUGAGCACGGGCUCGCACCUCCCUAUUGUUGUCGCCGGCGGCACCGGGAGCGCCAGCGGGGGAGCCGCCGAGAGCACCUCGUCGGAGAACAAGCGGGCCAGCGGCGCGAUGGAUUCACCGGGCGGUGGCGCGAUAGAGGCCGUGCCGAGGAAGUCCAUCGACACGUUCGGGCAAAGGACCUCGAUAUACCGAGGUGUAACAAGACAUAGAUGGACAGGGCGUUACGAGGCACAUCUCUGGGACAAUAGCUGCAGGAGAGAAGGGCAGAGCCGCAAGGGUAGACAAGUUUAUCUUGGUGGCUAUGACAAGGAGGAUAAGGCAGCAAGAGCUUAUGAUUUGGCAGCUCUAAAGUAUUGGGGCACAACAACAACAACAAAUUUCCCAAUAAGUAACUAUGAAAAAGAGCUAGAUGAAAUGAAACAUAUGACCAGGCAGGAGUAUAUUGCAUACCUAAGGAGGAAUAGCAGUGGAUUUUCUCGUGGUGCAUCGAAAUAUCGUGGUGUAACCAGGCACCAUCAGCAUGGGAGAUGGCAAGCAAGGAUAGGGAGGGUUGCAGGGAACAAGGACCUCUACUUAGGCACCUUCAGCACCGAGGAGGAGGCGGCGGAGGCCUACGACAUCGCCGCGAUCAAGUUCCGGGGGCUCAACGCCGUCACCAACUUCGACAUGAGCCGCUACGACGUUAAGAGCAUCCUCGAGAGCAGCACGCUGCCGGUCGGCGGCGCGGCCAGGCGCCUCAAGGAAGCGGCGGACCACGCGGAGGCCGGGGCCACCAUCUGGCGCGCCGACAUGGACGGCGGCGUCAUCUCUGGCCUGGCCGACGUCGGGAUGGGUGCCUACGCCUCGUACCACCACGGCUGGCCGACCAUCGCGUUCCAGCAGCCGUCGCCGCUCGCCGUGCACUACCCGUACGGCCAGGCGCCGUCGCGCGGGUGGUGCAAGCCCGAGCAGGACGCCGCCGUCGCGACCGCCGCGCACAGCCUGCAGGACCUCCAGCAGCUGCACCUCGGGAGCGCCGCCGCCGCCCACAACUUCUUCCAGGCGUCGUCGAGCUCGACGGUCUACAACGGCGGGAGCGGCGGAGCCGCCAGCGGGUACCACCAGGGCGCCCUCGGCGGCAACGCCUUCUUGAUGCCCGCGGGCACCGUUGUGGCCGACCAGGGGCACAGCAGCACGGCCACCAACCAAGGAAGCACCUGCAGCUACGGGAACGAGGAGCAGGGGAAGCUCAUCGGGUACGACGCCAUGGCGAUGGCGAGCGCCGGCGGCGGUGACCCGUACGCCGCGGCGAGGAGCGGGUACCAGCUCUCGCAGGGCUCGGCGUCGACGGUGAGCAUCGCGAGGGCGAACGGCUACUCGGCCAACUGGAGCUCGCCUUUCAAUGGCAUGGGAUGAUCGAUCAGCUAGUCGCUAGUGAUAGGGGGAUCGAUUAAUUAGCUAGCUAGACAAGUCAAGUUUAGGUUUAGACGAAUCGUCUUGACGGACAAACCGCUGUGUUUCAGCUCGUUCAGGUUCAGAUUUUGCUUGACUGGGUGUACCGUACCGUACGUGUACGUGUGAAACACACGCGAGGUGCUGCCUUCUGGAAGCUGGUAAUGGCAGGUAAGGGUAUAAGUAAAGUUUGUGUUGUAAGUUAAUUAUCCUUGCUUGCUGUUAGUUUUGGGUAGUUUCAGAAGGAUCAUGCCAAUCCUCAGAGAACACACAC